CAUUGUGCAACAGAGACAAAACAAACAUCCCACCAAUAUCACCAAACGCUCUGUCAGUGAUACUGCACUCCUGGCAGAGACAAGACAGGGAGAAGAACACAAGCUAACCAUGGCGAAUACCUCAGCUCAGGAUGUGGAGUUCGUGCACACGGGCUAUGGGAAAAAUCUGGUGAAGGUUUUGUACAUCAAACGUGAGGGGACACACCACUACAUCACUGAGCUAAAGGCAAAUGUGGAGCUGACGCUGAAGACCCGCAAAGACUACCUGAAGGGAGACAACUCUGACAUCAUUCCCACAGACACCAUCAAAAACACUGUGCAUGCUUUGGCCAAGCUAAAAGGAGUGAAAACGAUAGAAGAUUUUGCACUGGAUAUUUGUGAACAUUUCCUGACGUCUUUCAAACAUGUCACCAAUGCAGAGGUAUUCAUUGAAGAAGCACCAUGGAAGCGGUUGGAAAAGAAUGGAGUGGAGCAUGCCCAUGCCUUCAUCUUUACUCCAGACGCCUGGCAUUUCUGUGAGGUGAAACAGGUUCUCAAUGAGAGUCCUGUGAUUCACAGUGGACUGAGGGACAUGAAGGUGCUGAAGACCACACAGUCCGGCUUUGAAGGUUUCCUAAAGGACAGGUUCACCACCCUGCAGGAAGCCAAGGACAGGUGCUUCUGCACGUCUGUGUAUAGCAAGUGGCGCUACAACACACGCAACGCGCCAUUCGAUGAAGCCUGGAAAACUGUCAGAGAUACAAUAAUUGAGAAGUUUGCUGGCCCGUAUGACCGUGGCGAGUACUCUCCAUCCGUCCAAAAGACUCUGUAUGACUCUCAGGUCCUUGUGCUAGACCGCCAGCCUGAGAUUGAGGAAAUUGAGAUUGUGAUGCCCAAUCAGCAUUACUUCACCAUUGACAUGACAAAAAUGGGUCUGACAAACAAGGAUGAGGUUCUACUCCCACUGGACAGCCCCUCUGGCAACAUCGCAGGGACUGUGAGAAGAAAGCCACGCGCCAAACUUUGAUAUAAAGCGUCGGAAGCUGGAAGAUUUUUAAGCUACAUCAAUCGAUGUCAUCCUCAUGCUUAUCAAUUGAAGAACACUUGGAAUGGCAAUCAUUAAAAUGACUAAAACUG
Clupea harengus (Atlantic herring) is the source of this 1116-nucleotide messenger RNA. It is a transcript of the gene uox, whose product is annotated as urate oxidase. Lineage: Eukaryota; Metazoa; Chordata; Actinopteri; Clupeiformes; Clupeidae. Gene Ontology annotation, biological process: purine nucleobase catabolic process; urate catabolic process. Gene Ontology annotation, cellular component: peroxisome. Gene Ontology annotation, molecular function: urate oxidase activity. The record is from RefSeq and is a predicted model, not a curated record.